AUGUUAAACAUUAGAUAUCUGGCCAGAAGAUUCGUAUGGAAUGAUUUGCUGCAAACACGUUUGUGUGCCGUUGGCCCAGUUACAACCACAUACCAGCGACAACUACAGUUUAGUGCGGCUCUUACCAAGCGACGAAAAACAGCCGAAGAGAAGCAUGCGAUCGAAUAUGCACCGAAGAAAAAGAAUAAACCACAGAUGUCGGGCGUAGUGGACAUCUGGCGUAACAUGACCGUUGCGGACCUUGCCCAAUCCUGCCAACUCGAUCUGGAACACAUUCAGGAGGUGAUGCUGUACGUGAAGGGUGCCGGUAGCAUUGACGGUACGGCACGGCUUGAAGAUCCGAAGCUGAUCAAAGAUAUAGCGGCCAAGUGUGGCUUUAAGACAAAAAUUGUAGCAGCACCGGUUGCGGAGAACGAGGAGGAAUCGUUUAAGGAUCGUGAUGUGGGGCCGAGACCACCGCCCGCACCCGAAAACUUAAAGGAACGACCUCCGGUGGUGACGGUAAUGGGUCAUGUAGAUCACGGCAAGACGACGCUGCUCGACUCAUUGCGCGGAGCAUCAGUUGCGGCCGGUGAGGCUGGCGGUAUAACGCAACACAUCGGCGCCUUUACGGUGGAGCUAGACAAUGGUGAAAAGGUGACAUUUCUCGAUACACCCGGACAUGCGGCAUUUAGUGCGAUGCGUGCACGUGGCGCCAAUCUGACGGACAUUAUAGUGCUGGUAGUAGCGGCCGAAGAUGGCGUAAUGGAGCAAACGAAAGAGGUGCUACGGCUCGCCAAAGAACUGUCCGUCCCGAUCAUUGUGGCGAUAAACAAGAUCGAUAAACCGGGCGUCAAUAUCGAGCGUGUAAAGAAGGAACUCUCGCAACACGGACUCGCGCUGGAAGGUUACGGAGGUGAUACAAUUGCGGUGGGUGUUUCGGCACUGCACGGCACGAAUCUGGACGAGCUGACCGAGGCUGUGAGCACACAGGCUACACUGAUGGGCCUGAAAGGGGAGUACACUGGACCGGUGGAGGGUGUCGUGGUGGAGUCAAAGGUCGAUUCACACCGUGGAAAACUGUCCACGGCUAUUGUAUCGCGCGGUACACUGCGCAAGGGUGCGAUAUUGGUGAGUGGACAGGCGUGGGCAAAGGUCCGCGGUCUAUUCGAUCACGCCGGACAACCCAUUUCGGUCGUCACUCCCGGAAUGCCGGUAGAGAUAUUGGGCUGGCGAGAAUUACCUCUUGCCGGUGAUACGAUACUGGAGGUGGAAUCGGAAAAGAUGGCCAACUCAGUACUGCGGUGGCGCGCAAACCAAGCCAUGAAGGAGAAGGCUCUCAGCGAUGCGGAAGCCAUCAGCCUUAAGCGAAAGGAGCACGAUGAGCAGUAUCAGGCAGAGCGCGAGAAGGCCCGUCUGUCUGGGUUUUAUCGUCGCAAACAACAGGGACCGCGACAGAAGGAGGCGACACCGGACGAUGGUAAGCCGCGCAUCAACGUGAUCGUGAAGGGUGAUGUACACGGCUCGGUAGAAGCCAUCCUGGACGUGUUGGAAACGUACGACGACAACGAACGUUGCCGGCUGGACGUGAUACACUACGCCGUGGGUGAUGUGAACGAGAGCGAUCUCGAGCUGGCCCGAUUGUUCGAUGCGAUCGUGUACGCAUUUGCGGUCAAUGUACCGAAUAAACCGCCGAAGGGUGUUACAAUCCGACCGGUGAACAUCAUCUACCGGCUGGUGGAUGAUCUGAAGAAAGAGAUUAACACCAAACUGCCGCUGGAGGACGUGGCAGAGGAAGUCGGCGAAGCGAACGUACUGCAGCUGUUCGACAUAAACGAAGGCCGGCGAAAAGUAACCGUGCUUGGGUGUCGGUGUACGAAAGGAUUGCUUAAGAAGUCGCUCAAGUACAAAGUGCUACGCAACGGUGAGCUGUUGGUGGACAAGCUCGGGCUGGAGUCGAUGCGCCAUCUCAAGAACGAAGUAGACAGUGUCAAGAAGGAUGUGGAGUGUGGAUUGCGACUGGAUGAUCAAACGCUCGAACUGAAGGCGGGUGACACGAUCGUUUGUUACCAAAUCAACCGGGUACCGCAACAGACCGAGUGGGAUCCAGGGUUUUAG
Anopheles marshallii is the source of this 2097-nucleotide messenger RNA. RefSeq names its product translation initiation factor IF-2, mitochondrial (gene mIF2). The transcript is spliced from 2 exons. The record is from RefSeq and is a predicted model, not a curated record. Gene Ontology annotation, molecular function: GTPase activity; GTP binding. Lineage: Eukaryota; Metazoa; Arthropoda; Insecta; Diptera; Culicidae. The coding region runs from base 1 to 2097 and encodes 698 amino acids.